This is a messenger RNA of Serendipita indica DSM 11827, 2397 nucleotides long. NCBI's taxonomy places the organism in Eukaryota, Fungi, Basidiomycota, Agaricomycetes, Sebacinales, Serendipitaceae. The record is from the annotation of a GenBank genome assembly.
AUGGCGACCAGAAGCGGAUCUGUAUAUUCCAAUUCGUCGCAAACCGGUGCGGUAAUGCACCAAAACGGCCGAAAUUUGUCCCGACGUAAUGAGGGCAAUGAGCACGAGGAUGCUCAGGAAAUUGCAAUGAUGAUCCGGAGUCCCCGAGAGGGAUCCGUGGAUCGCCCCGAGUUGGGCCAGACAGUGUCACCAGUACCUUCGUCCGCUCAAGAGAAUGAGCCUGAGCAUCUUGGGGGUGCAAGAGACGAUGGAUUCACGACGAUUAGGGCGCAGAGACGCCGUCAUGGUGCACACAGACUUGCGGGAGACAGUUACAAUGUUGAUAGCAGUGGAGACGAAGGCCGUGUUGCGCAACGGCCAACCCCUGCAUAUUACUCCGGUCCGAAACACUUCCACGCGAUGUUUGCGGAGGAUGCCGGUCGAACGGUGAGGCCAGAGAGCCCGGACCGUGGAGAGUUCCCUGAGAGGGAGCUGGAAAACGUCGCAGUAGACGUGGCCAUGAUGCCUGUGAUUCUAGGCCCUACGGCAUUCAAUGAGGCAAUAAACGAUUUGCCUGAAGAGAUCAGAGACGCGUUCUUAGAGCGAUACAGGGCGGCAAUGUCCAGGCCGCACAGCCAAGCAUCGAGCAUAGUGGGUGGCCAACCCAGCCAUCGUGAUGUAGCCUCAGGAAUGGCUAAAUAUCGCGAAUUUGCACCGAUCAGUGCAAAUUCAAGUAUGAGAGCAUUGAAUUAUCCGAAGUCGGCAGAUUUAGCACGACAAUCUAGCUCUCAGGUAAGGUUCAAUAGGAUAGGCGAGUCCGACAAUGAUGAUUCGACGCCUCGCACUCCAAUCAGGCUCAAUGUAGCCCUCAGAAUUUCGUCUGAGUACAGCGAAUCUGAAGCACCUCGUUACUCAACAGCCGAGAAAGGGAAAUUCCCGGCUACUCGACCACCAGUCGCGUCAACGAGCGGUGGCAUUGUGAUCAGACCUGAUCCUGACAGUCGGGAAGGCGCAGAGGCAGCCUUAAUCGAGUAUGACCGACAAACCGCCAUGAGACUGCAGGAGAAAGAGGAUUUGGAAUCGGCCCGGAGAAUUGCAGCGGAGCUUAACACUGCCAAGGACCAACCGAAAUUGCCUAAAUCUAAAGACAGGCUCGUAUCUACUCCGAUGAAUCCGGUCCCUGCGCCAGUAAAUUUGGCCGAGAAUCAGCCUCAAAAGACUCCACAGGCUGAGAAAAGCUCCCGAUCGACGCUAGUGAACGUUAUUAGGCAAAGCUCAGAGCAACCAGGCACUGUUCCGAUCAGUCACACGCCUAGAAGCGUACCUGCGUCGCUGCAGAUUCCCUCCGGCACGUACUUGGCUCGGCAGCUGAAAACGCCAUCCAAGCCAGUGUCCAAGAACCAUGUUCCCAAUGUCACGAAGUUACUAAGCACAACUCCAAUGCCCGCAGCGGCAGGAGUUUCCGGAGUUGACCCCCCUUCACCCUCCAUUUCGUCGUCAGACGACGAGUCAGAAUCUCCAGACCCUUCGGAUAGCUCCGAAGAAUCAUCCUCGGAUAGUGCGAGCACCCGUAGCCAUAAGAAGAAGUCGUCAAAGAAGAAGCGCGAGCGUCGGAUGAAGUCGCGUGACGCAAAGGCUAACCGCGCUAAAAUUGCCGCACACAUGAAGCUUGAUGCACCGAAGAAGUGGAAUGGUGAGCCAUCGAUCGAAAAGCUCGAAGAGUGGCUCUAUGAGAUUAAUCAGUGGUAUGACAACUACGAUGUGCCCGCUAAGAUGCGCGUAUCGUCACUCUCACACUUCUUGGAAGGCAAUGCUCGUCGCACCUUCAUGUCCAUAGUUUCGUCUACAAUUGAGAAAUGGACUCUAGACGAAGUCAUUCGCAUGUUUUUGGACGAAUUAUUCCCGUCAAAUAUCCGAGAGAUACUGCGAGAGCGUUUCGACAGCUCCAGGCAAGGCUCGAUGAGUAUCCGAGCAUGGCUGCAUCGAAUCCGCAACUUGUCAGCUCGCAUUGAUGAUGUGUCCGAAAAGGACAAAGCUCGUCAGUUCUGGAAGGGCGCACGGCCAUACAUCCGCAUUGAAUGGGCCGGGCAAGGCUACUCCCAAGAGUUCUCUUCCUUGGAGGACCUGCUUGCCGCCGGAGAGCUUAUUGAGCGUAAAGAGAAGCAAGAGAAAGCCGAAAAGGCCGCUGUCUCAAACCGCUCAAGCAACCUGCGAAGUUCGUCUAUCUCACACUCUAAUUCGCAUCACGCGCACAAGAAAGACCGGAAGCGCGACAGUAGAGACGAACGAAGGCUCAAUCGUGAUAAUAAGCAUCAGAACUCCGGUGGGCCACACAGAUCGUCUGGAGGCCACAGGCAGCGUACCACGAACAGCUCUAAGUCUUAUCAUUACAAGGACUUAUCUAAGGAAGAACAAUAA